Messenger RNA from Achroia grisella, 1803 nucleotides. RefSeq names its product peroxidase-like. Lineage: Eukaryota; Metazoa; Arthropoda; Insecta; Lepidoptera; Pyralidae. Gene Ontology annotation, biological process: response to oxidative stress. The record is from RefSeq and is a predicted model, not a curated record. Gene Ontology annotation, molecular function: heme binding; peroxidase activity. The transcript has 11 exons. Bases 1 to 1803 code for a protein of 600 amino acids.
AUGUUAAUAUUGUUAUUAUAUUUUAUGACGUUUUAUGGUGUUGGUAAUACGGUAUAUUAUGACUCGUUCCACGGUACUGUUAUCGGUAUAGAGGAAAUGAAAGAACAUGUGAAGAAAAAUACUACAUUCUGGUGUACCAACGAAAUAGCACCGUGCAAUCCCAAUGAAGGUAGACGAAUAGAUGGGUCAUGUAAUAAUUUGGAGCAUCCCACCAGAGGGGCAACCCAUACUCCAUUUUAUAGGGUCCUGCCAGCAGUCUAUGAUGAAGAUUUCGAGCCCAGAAAAUCGAAAUCGGGCAAGGAGCUGCCAUUGGCGCGAAAGUUACGUACUCACCUACUAUCAGACGGACGCGUACCAAGCCAGAAGUUUACGCAACUCGCUACCCACUUCUUCGUCUUCAUUCCGGCUGAUAUAGUCUCCUUACAAGACACUGUGAACUUUAUAGUAUGGAAACCGUACUGCUGUUUGCCUAAAGGUAAAACUGACAGGGACUGUAUACCAAGCAUUGUCCCUGAUGAUGACCCAGUAUUCCGUUUCUCUGAUAUCCGCUGCUUGAAUCUGACUAGACCUGCCUCUUUUCAAUCCACCGGAUGUAUCAAAAAUGAUACUGUUCCAGAGAGGAUAGUAACAUCAACACCGUUAUUCGACAUGUCAAAUAUAUACGGGAAUUUGGAAAAUAAUUUAAUGAAGAAAGGUCGAAAAUUUGAACGUGGUUUAUUGAAAUAUGAAGUUGAAAAUGGCAGGGUAUGGCCACCGAGUACCAAGACACAGGUAGACUUAUGUUUGCUCAACCAGAAACCAGCUGAAACCAGAUGUCAUGAUACGCCUGAGGAUGGAGCGAACACUGUUCUUGGGAUCAAUCUGUUUACAAUUUGGUUUUGGAGGUACCACAAUAUGGUAGCCGAUAUACUGGCCAAUUUAAACCCAUGCUGGAGUGAUGAUCGUUUAUUUUACACAGCUAGAGAUAUUAAUAUUGCUUCAGUUAUGCAAAUUUUCUACUAUGAAUUCCUUCCUACAUUGUUGGGUCGGAAAAAUUUACUGCGUGACGGAGUUAUAUCAUCAUCAUCAGGUUUUAGAGAUUUAUACAAUUCUAAUGUGUUGCCGCAAUUAUCUUUGGAGUUUCCAUUUGUACUGCGAUGGGCACAUACUAUACAGGAGAGUAAUUUGAAAUUUUAUGACAAAGAAGGUCAUUACCUACGACAAUUUCCACUAGUGAAUCUCACUUUGAGAACAGGUUUCUUGGCUGUAGAUGAUAAUAUUGACUAUAUAACGCAAGGCAGUUUUCGACAACCGAGCGGCAAAGUAGAUUAUACUGUGGACUUUGAUAUGACUGGCAUCGGCCUAGGUCCCCAUCAACGAGCAACAGAUAUACUAACAAGUGACAUGGCUAAGAACAGGUACUUUGGAUUCCCACCCUAUGUCAAAUACAAGGAGUUCUGCAAAGAAAAGCAAUAUACCUCUUUCGAGGAUCUGUCUAGUGACAUAGAUCCUGAGCGUUUAGAACUGCUCAGAGAAAUUUAUGAAAACGUAGAAGACAUAGACCUCCUAGCUGGUAUUUGGAACGAGAAGUUAAUUAAAGAUGGUUCCGUACCGAGUACAUUCUACUGCAUCGUUGUAGAACAAUUAAUAAGGAGUAUAACGUCGGACAGACACUGGUAUGAGAGGUCUGAUAGACCCAACGCUUUUACUCUCGAACAACUUCGUGAAAUAAGAAGGACUACAGUUUCUCGUUUGUUGUGUGAUAUAGCAGAUACUGUAACUGAAAUACAGCCGCAUGGAUUCCUUAGAACGAGUCACAAGUAA